Striga hermonthica is the source of this 2790-nucleotide messenger RNA. Lineage: Eukaryota; Viridiplantae; Streptophyta; Magnoliopsida; Lamiales; Orobanchaceae. The record is from the annotation of a GenBank genome assembly.
AUGAAGUCCAAAACGACGCCGUCGGGCUCGGACGAUCCCCGACCCUUGCACUUCCCCGCCGUCCGCCGCCUCUCGCCAUCUCAUUCAUUCCAUUACACAUCUUCCUUAUCCUCCUCCGACGCCACGUCAUCUUCCGACGGCGGAUACAGUAGCAGCAGCAGCGACGCUUUGAGCUUCAAUUUAUCGGAUCGGGGCCUUUACUCCACUCGUCGGAGCGUCUCCUUCAAAUCCCCUUAUUCUGUUUCUUCUUCCUUCUCCAAAUCUCACAAGCAGCCGCCGUCUCUAUCGGCAGCUAGAAGCACCUCCACGCCGGCUAAUUUGAGCAGGGACACGGUGGACUCCUCUCGAGGGCUAGGUUCGCCGAUCAAUAAGCCCAAGCUGAGACACGAAAAUGAUUUGAAGGCUCUGUCUCUCCAAGCCUCGUCAGGGUUGGUUCCGGCAACGUCUGUGGUUUCUGCGCCUAACGAUUCAACUAAUUCGUGCAGUGUUCUGAGGAUUUCGUCCUUCAGAUAUUCUUGGAUGCUCAGUUUUUUCUGCUUCAUUUCACUUUCUUAUGCCAUGUUCUUGCGGAUUGAAGUCGCAAGAUUGCAGGAAGAGAGCACCAACCUCCGCACAUUUUGCAGUCAUGAAAAUGUUGUUGAUAGCAAGGGCAUUGGAAGUUUGGAACUUGAAAAUGAUAGUUCAGCUUUGUAUUUCGGGAAUACCGACUCUAGAGCAAUAGCUCUAUACACAGUUAUUGUUACACUCCUUACACCAUUUGUACUGUAUAAAUAUCUCAAUUAUCUUCCACGAGUCAUAACUCUUUUAAAGAGGGAAAAGGAUGGAAAAGAAGAGGUUCCCCUGAAGAACAGAAUUGCCUAUAUGGUGGACGUUUGUUUCUCUGUCUAUCCUUACGCAAAGCUGCUUGCACUUCUCUUUGCCACUCUAUUUGUCAUUGGGUUCGGAGGCGUGGCACUGUAUGGUGUUAGUGAUAGCAGCUUAGCUGAAGCUCUUUGGCUUUCUUGGACCUUUGUAGCAGAUUCCGGAAGUCAUGCUGAUAGGGUUGGCAUUGGGCCACGGAUUGUUUCAGUUUCUAUAAGCUCAGGAGGCAUGCUAAUUUUUGCCAUGAUGCUGGGGCUUGUUUCAGAUGCUAUUUCAGAGAAGGUGGACUCAUUGCGUAAGGGAAAGAGUGAGGUCAUUGAAAGUAACCAUAUUCUCAUUCUCGGAUGGAGUGACAAGUUGGGUUCACUUUUGAAGCAAUUAGCAAUAGCGAACAAAAGCAUUGGCGGUGGUGUUAUUGUUGUACUUGCAGAAAGGGACAAGGAGGAAAUGGAGAUGGAUAUUGCACAGCUUGAAUUCAACUUAAUGGGAACAUCAGUUAUCUGCAGAAGUGGUAGCCCUCUUAUACUUGCGGACUUAAAAAAGGUCUCUGUCUCUAAGGCACGCGCAAUCAUAGUAUUAGCUUCUGAUGAGAAUGCUGAUCAGAGCGAUGCGCGGGCUCUAAGGGUUGUGCUUAGUUUAACUGGAGUAAAAGAAAGCCUGAGGGGCCAUGUUGUUGUAGAAAUGAGCGAUCUUGACAAUGAACCCUUGGUGAAGCUUGUUGGAGGAGAACUCAUCGAGACAGUAGUUGCUCAUGAUGUGAUUGGACGACUUAUGAUACAGUGUGCUCUCCAGCCUGGCCUUGCACAGAUAUGGGAAGACAUUCUGGGUUUUGAAAAUGCAGAGUUCUAUAUCAAAAGAUGGCCUGAAUUGGAUGGACGUUGUUUUGAGGAUGUUCUCAUCUCUUUCCCCGAUGCAAUUCCUUGUGGAGUUAAAAUAUCUGCUGAGGGUGGAAAGAUCAGAAUAAAUCCAGAUGAUGACUAUGUUAUACGAGAAGGCGACGAAAUCCUUGUAAUAGCUGAGGAUGAUGACACGUAUGCCCCUGCUUCCUUACCAAAGAUAUGGAAGGGCCUAACUCCUAGAAUAACCAAUCCUCCAAAAUUCCCAGAAAAGAUUCUAUUUUGCGGUUGGCGGCGUGACAUUCAGGAUAUGAUAAUGGUAUUGGAAGCAUUUUUGGCUCCAGGAUCAGAAUUAUGGAUGUUCAAUGAGGUACCUGAAAAGGACAGAGAAAAGAAGUUGACUGAUGGUGGACUUGACAUUUCAGGAUUGGUGAACUUGAAACUAGUCCAUCGCGAAGGGAAUGCUGUCAUCCGAAGACAUCUAGAGAGCCUUCCACUUGAGACGUUUGAUUCUAUUUUAAUUCUUGCAGAUGAAUCCGUGGAAGACUCUAUUGUUCACUCUGAUUCGCGAUCUCUUGCCACUCUCCUUCUUAUAAGAGACAUACAGUCAAAGCGGCUUCCUUGCAGAGACGCUAAGUCCCCUUCUCUAAGGCAUUCCGGUUUUUCCCAAAGUUCAUGGAUUCGGGAAAUGCAGCAAGCUUCAGACAAGUCCAUAAUUAUAAGCGAAAUAUUGGAUUCUAGAACAAGAAAUCUUGUGUCUGUGACUAGGAUUAGCGAUUACGUACUAUCAAAUGAGCUGGUAAGCAUGGCUCUAGCCAUGGUGGCAGAGGAUAAACAAAUCAAUCGUGUGUUAGAAGAACUGUUUGCAGAAAAGGGAAAUGAGAUGUGCAUAAAGCCGGGAGAAUUUUAUCUAUAUGACCAGGAAGAAAUCAGUUUCUUUGAGAUAAUGGUUAGAGGGCGCCAAAGAGAGGAGAUUGUGAUAGGAUACCGACUUGCAACAGACGAGCGUGCAGUGAUUAACCCCGUGAGCAAGUUAACACCUCGUAAAUGGUCUAUUGACGAUGUUUUUGUAGUCAUUUCCAAAGGUGAAUGA